UUUUCGUGUGCGAACAAGUGCGCCAACUCGUGUCUAAUGUCUUCUUUUUAACCAUUUCGACAGGAGGUCUAGUAGCUGAUUAUUCUACGGCCAUUUGAACGUCAAGAGCUGCGUGGCUUGAUUCUGCAAUUUUUCUUGAGAAUAUUUGAGUGUAUUUGAGAUGGUAAGCUGUGCCGCCUGUGGAUAUUCGAAAACGCGUAAGAGAAGGGAUGAGCGGAUCACUUUCCAUGUGUUUCCAAAACGUCCGGACAGGCGGGAUGCCUGGAUCAGGUUUAUGGGCCGAGCUGACUACAAACCAACACCGUACAGCAGACUCUGUUCUCAACAUUUUACUGAUAGUUGCUUUGAUCGUGCUUCUACAGCGAGAGUGCAACUCAACAAUGAUGCUAUACCGACAAUUGGAAUCAGCAGGCUGAAAUAUGCUCGGAUGAUGCAGGAUGAAAUUACUGAGCGAUACUUGUCCCCUACAACAGACAGUGAAGACUCAGAUGUCCCUAUUGCUGACAAAAUUCCAUUGUCUAAUUCAGAAGUCUCAUUGAAACAGAUUGAAGUCUAUAAUGGUCAAAAACCUGGUUCGAGCAGAAUAACCCUGGUGAAAUUGGAUCCACGUACAGCUGCGGAACUGAAAAAAAACCUCAAAUCCGUACUGAAAGCACCUUUGAGUACUCCUGCCCCCUCAGUAUCGUUAGAGAAACCAAACACCGUGAUUAAUCAUGCUGCUGACAGUGGUGAAGAGGUAACUUUGCUCAAGCAGAAAAUUAAUGAAAUGGAGAAUGUGGACAAACUAAAGACUCGCAAGAUUCAGAACCUGCAGAAUAUCAUUGGUAAACAGAGGAGGAAAAUCGAUUCACUCAAUAAACUCUUCAGUGAUCUUAAAGAACUCUACAACUCAACUAGGACAAAAAGUGGAGUGACAAAAAAUGGACAUGGGGUGUAGCAUUGCCUGAAAUAAAAUAGGUGUAUGUACGAGUCCUAACGGAGGUGAACCGAUUGCUGCUAUCUCACGGAAGUGCUAUGGGAUUCCAAUCUGAUUGAAGUAUCACUUACAUCUAGAUGAAUUUAUGGAACAACAAUUCAUCCUGAAUCGCGUUACUUCUAGGCAUGUAUUGAGAGUAAAAUAAUCGUCUGUGUCGAUUAUUUUAUUUCCGAGAUCAAUUUUAAAAUGUCGGAUUAAUGCUAGAACAGGAUUCCGAGCAACCAACUUUUUGAUAGAUAGAGUGUCUAACUCAUAACGCGUUAGGCAGAACUCGGAGUUUCGCAAUGCUUUCGUUGUCAUUUAUAGAACUUUAUAUUUGGUAAAAGAAAGCUAUAUUUUCGAAAUUGCAGGAGUUACAAGCAUGACAGCCUAAAAGACCGCGAAUCUUCAGGAAUACUGUUAUGGAGAGCGGAUUUUCUUUGUAUCGUAUAAUACCAGCGUUAGGUGAUCUAAGAAAGUGUAACAUUAUAUGACACAGGGUUUAAUCAUUAUCGUCAACAUUAAAUUUGAAUGAUGUUUUGGAUUUUAGACGAUAAAAGUGUGAAACUAUGCAUGUUGCUAGACUAUUUUAUACUUACAUGAUAAUCGAAUGCGAAUACUGGAGUUAUGCUGAAACUAUGUUACUGAAUUACAUGUAUGAAUUUGCAUUUAAUAUUUAACAAAUAUAAUGG
Neodiprion fabricii is the source of this 1647-nucleotide messenger RNA. Its product is annotated as THAP domain-containing protein 2-like. Lineage: Eukaryota; Metazoa; Arthropoda; Insecta; Hymenoptera; Diprionidae. The record is from RefSeq and is a predicted model, not a curated record. Bases 161 to 937 code for a protein of 258 amino acids. The transcript is spliced from 4 exons.